Molecule: messenger RNA, 871 nt
Organism: Periconia digitata
Lineage: Eukaryota; Fungi; Ascomycota; Dothideomycetes; Pleosporales; Periconiaceae
Source: the annotation of a GenBank genome assembly
UAACCGCAUAUCCCCAUCUCGCACAUACCACCGUAAAAUAGAGACACUGGCCCCCACACCCCCCCAAAAAAUCAAACCAAAGUGAUUUCCGAAGAUUCCAUAUACACUUUUUACUUGCUGCCUCGUCUAGCAGCCAAUCAACAAAACGCCGCAAAAGGCCGGCCAUGCUAUUAGAACAACUCAGCUUUGACCCUCAAAUAGAAUGCUAACCCCGGAGAAAAAGUGGUCUUAUCUUUUGAGGUUAUUGAUCCCUCGAAUCCUUAUACUAUUGACUCCAAAUAUGCUGAUCCUAUUAAUCCUUGCAUCACUAAAUACGUGCCAUCCUUAAAAUAACCCGCCCCGUUCGACUGAUCAAACGGUUAUCACCGAAUAUUCCUUCGUUUAUCGGGUGCCGUGGACUUCCGGGCUGGACAGUGAACGGCUUUCGGCGGCUUGAUUUUAUACAAAUCGGGUCAGUUAAUACACAAAUAUCCCGUGGUUUAUGGUUUGUGGGAGCGUAUAUACCGGAUUCAUUGAUCGCUAUCGGACGCCUCAAUCAACUCCAAGCUUGUUCAUAGCGCAUCGUCAACGCUCUUGGAAACGUUUAUGGAGAUAGGCCUAGAAAAAGUUGUAAAUGAAGUAGACAUCCACUACUACUUGCUUGAUCAUUCUCCACCAGAACAAAGAAAGAAAGACAGAAAUACGAUAACAGAGACCCUCCCUCCCUCCCCCAUAGCUGUUCUUUGCUGGGCCUCUGAUUCCUACUUCUUCCUUCGGAAACAUCAUCGCAUCUACUCCCCCGACCCCGCGGACACCCCGAUAGUUCCGGCCUUAUAUCACAAAAACAUGUACACGGUGAAUGAACUAUGAAUUUUUUUGAAAGCGCCUCUAU